UUCAGAGAGAAGGCGAGGGUCCGGCAGAUUUUGGAGCAUAACGAUCAUGACGGACCGCUGACCGACAUCUGGAGACAUGUACCCGAUGUGCAGUCACCAGAGUUUUGCUUCUACACGACGAUCAUCUUCACGCUUGAAGAGAAUCUGAUUCUCUCCACCACCCGCAGGAGAACACCCUCACGGCUCCCGACGACGAUCGAUGAUAACGGAGACAAAUAUCAAUACAAUAGCGUCCGCACUACAGCAGACAGUCAAUAUAUACUCGUCUUCGACCCAGACACGCAAGGCUUUCGUCCUCCACCAGGUCGAUUCAAUAUUCAACAUAAACAUCACCAAAACACCGACCAACACCAAUGCCGCGAAGCAGUUCCCUCCUUUGGAUGUCAAGGGUACUGUUCUCGACAAACCGGCCCCCAAGCAAAAGGCAUCAACAGCCGCAUCCAAGAACAAGGAAGCACCUCACUUACCCAGACGGCAGCCAGAGCGCCAAGUACCCGAUGGAAGAGUAGAGCCGGUUGCUCCUCGGGAGCAACGGUGGCUGGGCUUCUCCAGGUUCUUUCCAUGGCUAAGCAGAAAUGGAAAUGGAAGCGCUGGGUGGAAGAGGAAAAGACGGACGACGACUACUGGAUGAUCCUGUUCAGCGACUCGAGGAAGAGGCGGGAAGGGACGGAGAGCCGGUUGCUCCUCGGGAGGAUGGUACGAGGGGAAUUGGAGGCCCUGAUCCAGA
Molecule: messenger RNA, 727 nt
Organism: Neurospora tetraspora
Lineage: Eukaryota; Fungi; Ascomycota; Sordariomycetes; Sordariales; Sordariaceae
Exons: 1
Coding region: 200-631 (143 amino acids)
Source: RefSeq, a predicted model, not a curated record